Orbicella faveolata is the source of this 2117-nucleotide messenger RNA. Its product is annotated as cilia- and flagella-associated protein 206-like. Gene Ontology annotation, cellular component: ciliary basal body; axoneme. Lineage: Eukaryota; Metazoa; Cnidaria; Anthozoa; Scleractinia; Merulinidae. Gene Ontology annotation, biological process: regulation of cilium beat frequency. The record is from RefSeq and is a predicted model, not a curated record.
AUUUUUCAUCCGGUUCGUUUUAUCCAUCGACGUUUCCGAUCUUUGCCCAUUGCAUUGAUGUUGUGAUAUCUUCUGUGGGCAGGAGCUUAUUUAAAAUGUCUAGGGCACAAGCUGAAAGUGUCAUCAAGAAUAUUAUACGCGAAAUUGCUCAAGAAUGCGCCAGUAAAGGGCAGGCGGUUUCAGAGACUCUUGUAGCGUUUAUGGUCAAAGCAGUUGUUUUAGAUCCUGAUAAUGAAUUUAACGUGGACAGAACUUUGACCAAAGAUGACGUACAGAAACUUAUCAUGCUUUGUGUGGACAGAUUGCUGGACUCACAGUCUCCUUCGUUGGAUACAGUCAAGAUGCAGGUGUAUUUCGAUAUGAAUUACACCAGCCGAGCUGAUUUCCUGGAAGAACAUAGAAGAGUACUUGAUCAGCGACUCCAACCAGUCAUCAGAGAGAUAACAGACAGUCGAGCCAGGACAAGAGAUGAACUGGAGGGUCUCUACAGAAGAAUAGUGUCUUGUGUAUUGUUGCGGUCUGGGCUUGGUUCACCUACAGACAUUGCUGUUGUUAGGGAAGCCACAGCUGCCUUGCAAAGUGUAUUCCCUCAAACGGAGCUGGGAACCUUCAUGUCUCUAACAAAGCGUGAUAAGGAAAGACAGCUAAAUGAGUUGACAUUGAUUGUGACGGGAAUCCGACUUUUUAAUCGUGAGUGAGGCAAAGGAGGAGAAGGAAUUGAUGACUUACCUGCCAUACUGAGUGAAGCUGUUCCUGCCACAACACAGAAUGUGCAAACAGAGAUUAAAAAUACAACCAAGCUGGCCUUUACAUAUACAGCAUUAAUCGAGGAUGUUGUUAUCAACAAAAAGUCUCUUGAAGGACUGUCUUUAAACUUGAUUAAAGAAGCUUUGAUCAACACACGCCAGCAUGAAGCAUUUCUAUCCAUAUUGUUGAAUGAUGUUAUUGGCUGUGCCCAGCAAGUAGAAGCCCUUGAAUCUCAGUUUGCGGCAAGAAUGGAAACCUUGAAGAACACAGUGCAGUCGAAAACAGCUGUACCAACGGCACAAGUUUAUCCCCAGUUUAUUACAUUAGCUCACUUGUGGACAGGAUUUCAGGAUGAAAUGGUUCUUCUGAGUGUUCUUAGCAAUAUUCUAGCGAGUUUGGAGCCAUUCACUAAGAUACACAAGGAAGUGUUCACAGAAGAUGCUCUGCAGCCGUACACGGAUGGAUUAGAGAUCAAAACAGAUGAUCAGAGGCUUGCAGAUACCUCCUCAGACGAUGACAGAAUUAACAGCAAGGAAAUAGGCAAUCCUAAGAUUGAGCUACUGUUUCACGAAACCACGAAAAACUUUGACAGGCUGCCAAUACAAUACCGUGGUUUCUGUGGAUGGUCUCUAGUUGUGUAUGACCGUUUACUUGUUCCGUCCAACCCGGCUAAUGGCGUGCUACGUUACAAGGAUAAUUACUACGCGUUCUCGGACAAACAGGCUGCUUAUGAGUUUGCUAAUGCGCCUGACAGUUACAUUAAUGGCGUCGCUGAAGCCGCUAAGAAAUCACCCGAGCUCAUUCAGCUGCUCGAGCUUCAUACACAGUUUGCCUCCAUUACACCUUACGCGCAGGGUAAGGAACCUGGUCGAAUGAUUGAAGUUCCUGUCACUAAGUGCGAUAGUGGAACACAGACAGACACACAUUUCAUGGAGUCAAACAUUGUCAAGUCGUACGAGUGGAAUGAAUGGGAGCUUAGGCGAAAAGCACUUAAAUUGGCAAAUCUUCGCACCAGGCUCACGCAUUCAGUGCAGACGAACUUGAGUAACUUCAGGAGAGACAAUGACUCCCAAGUGUACCUCCCUAAGGACGCAGAUACACAAACAAAGCGCGAAUCAUCGACCAAUGUUCCUAAGCCGUCCACGUUCGUGGCUGGCUUGCGAGGCUGCAACUCAACCAAGACCACCAUGAACGUAGUGGACCUUACCGUAGAUGUGGAUCAAACUUGAGACAUUUUGUGUAUCAUACAUGACCUUAAAAGGUGUAAAUAACGUUUACGCCGUAAAAAUGUCAGUGUUGUAUUUUGUACAAAUUAAAUGAUUGUAUUAGCAGUUGAACUUUUUAUUAAAGUGUCGAAAACUUUUUUGCCA